UUGUGUAUUCCUCUGACAAGAAGCUAUAGGAUUAGCAAAAUAGCGUAGAGAUGCGUGUAUCUCAUCGAUCACCGCUGAAAACGUUCUCCUCUGCCUUUUCCAUCACUUAUACUACUGUUUUAUUCAGUGUGACCAAUGACAAUGGCUUGCGGAAGAAUGUUAAAAUAUGUUACUCUGAGUAGAGCUGGCAAACUAACUUGCCAACUGAGCUAGCUCGCUAACGCGUUAGCAAAGUCGGCUUGACGACAUAAUAGGUUGCUGUGCGUUUCGGCUUGUGGGAACACGGUGUGCUCAUUGUGGUAGGUCAGCCCAGCUCUCGCUGUCUUACUGUCUAAUGAAGCUAUUGGUCAUCUUAGGACAGCGUGUUUCGUCUGCCGCAUGGCUCACAGUAGCCUUCAGUGUGUGAUCAUCUGCCCUGACCAUAAGAUGGAGUGACAUCGGUUUACUUGCUAAUGAGCCAGCUAACGGAAAUUUAGCCAGUCCCCGGUGUCUUCGCAGCGUUACCAGCGUUGCUCUCAUUGCGCUGGCUAAAAAUACUUCUUGUCCCAUGCUCAGCACCCCUCUAAAGGUGGUGGGCUAGUCCACAUAGGAUUACUUGUCUUUGUAUUUUCUGGUAAACUUGCUCGGAGCCUAGCACUCUACAUGGUCACUACCGUGAAUUCAAGACGACUAGAAGAGCGAGUCGGACCCCGAGGUUGUGAGCCGAGUUGGCCUGGUAAGAAGCUAUACCGCACCGGCUGGGAGACCUCAGGUCUACUCUGUCUAGCGAACCCAACCCCACUGUGGCAAGUCGGUUGCCGAAUAUCAUUCUGCACCAAUGGCCUAUCUCUGCGUUCACUAAACAUAUAAUAAGCCUUGGUCCUGCCCGGCUUUGCAAGACCUAAACUUGGUAAAGGUCAGACUUUGUUUUCAUUGUCAACUGUCUGAGAGGCGAGACAGGCUUAAACUGUCCAGAGCCAAAGACCAUGUCGGAGGAUAACAACGCAGAUAAAUUUAUCAAGGAGACAUCCAUUCUAGAUGAGUACAACAUCAACUGGACCCAGAAGUUGGGAGCUGGCAUUAGUGGACCUGUCAGAGUCUGUGUGAAGAAGUCAACUCAGGAACGCCUGGCCCUGAAGAUCCUCAUCGAUCGUCCCAAGGCCAGAAAUGAGGUUCGUCUCCAUAUGAUGUGUGCCAACCACCCAAACAUUGUGCAAAUCCUGGAGGUUUAUGCCAACAGUGUCCAAUUCCCUCAUGAGUCCAGUCCAAGAGCAAGGCUCCUUAUAGUCAUGGAGAUGAUGGAGGGGGGUGAACUGUUCCACAGAAUUAGCCAGCACAGGCAUUUUACUGAAAAGAUGGCCAGUCAGGUCACGAAGCAGAUCAGUCAAGCCUUGGAACACUGUCACUCUUUAAAUAUUGCACAUCGUGACCUGAAGCCGGAGAACCUGCUCUUCAAGGACAACUCCCUGGAUGCUCCUGUGAAGCUGUGUGACUUUGGCUUUGCCAAAAUUGAUCAAGGAGACUUGAUGACCCCUCAGUUCACCCCUUACUACGUAGCACCUCAGGUACUUGAGGCUCAAAGAAGACACCAGAAAGAAAAGUCUGGAAUCAUACCUACCUCACCCACCCCUUAUACCUAUAACAAGAGCUGUGACUUGUGGUCCCUCGGUGUGAUCAUUUACGUGAUGCUGUGUGGCUAUCCUCCGUUCUACUCUAAGCACCACAGUCGCACCAUCCCAAAGGACAUGAGGAAGAAAAUUAUGACCGGCAGUUUCGACUUUCCUGAAGAUGAGUGGAGCCAGAUCUCUGAGAUGGCGAAGGACAUCGUACGCAAGCUGCUGAAGGUGAAGCCAGAGGAGAGGCUGACUAUUGAGGGAGUCUUGGCUCACCCCUGGCUCAACUGCACAGAGGCCCUCGACAACGUACUGCCCUCUGCCCAGAUGAUGAUGGAUAAGGCUGUAGUUGCUGGUAUCCAACAGGCCCAUGCAGAGCAGUUGGCCAACAUGAGGAUACAGGAUCUAAAUGUCAGCCUGAAGCCACUAAACUCUGUCAACAACCCAAUCCUCAGGAAACGGAAACUACUAGGCCCCAAACCCAGUGAUGGCUUCUUCAUUCACGACCCAGAGAACGGAGGGGAAGACUCCAACGUAGCACUGGAAAAAUUACGGGAUGUCAUUGCGCAAUGUAUCUUACCACAAGCUGGAGAAAACGAGGAUGAGAAGCUGAACGAGGUGAUGUAUGAAGCCUGGAGGUUCAACAGGGACUGUAAACUGCUGAGAGACGGUCUGCAGGGACUCAGCUGGGACGGUCGAGCGUUUUCCGAUAAAGUUGACCGCUUGAAGUUGGCCGAAAUAGUCAAACAGGCCAUUGAAGAAAAGACAAACCUCCAAGAAUCUCAUUAGCGAGCGCUGUCUUUCUGUCUUCUUUUUUAUAUUGUUUAUUAUGACCCUUUUUAACCCAUAUCUGUAAAAAAAAAAAAAAAGGCUUUUUUUAUGUAGAAGAAAAAUUAUGCGCUGAUUUUUUUUUUUCUUUUUUUUCAUGAAUUCACUUGCAAGACCUGUUGUACAGCUGUGAAUAUAUUUCAACAGAGGACUCAUUGGUACUAUAAUUUUUUUUUACGGACACUUGCAAAGAACAUGGAAAAAAAAACCUAUAUUUUGCAAAAAAAAAAGAAGAAAAAAGACAAAAGAAGACAAAAUAAUCAGUGCAGGAAAUUAUUUUCUGGGAGGGAAUUUUUAUUAGCUGCUCAUCCAAGGUGUCAUAUUUUAUCCCAGUAAUUUCAUUUUAUUCUAUUCUAUUUUCUUUUUAACGUCAUAAGAUUGUUAUUUAUUUAAACAAAAGAGUUCCAUUAUUUUAUAUCUUUCUUGUAGCCUGGCAGCGGGCUCUAAAGCUGAGAGAAGCUGUCGACUUUGUGACUUAGUUCUUCCAUACACUCUGUGAAUCUCAAACUGUGUAUAAAUUAUAUGAAUCUUUACUUUUUAUGUAACUUCCUUUCGAUCUUUGGCUGUUUUUGAAGAGGUCGGGGGAAGACUGAAAUGGAGUUUUUCUUUUUAUAAAUUGUCAUAAAACAGACAAGUGCAGCCCAAAUUUUUUCACUCACGCUGGUAAGAAGGGGCACUAAAUGGAUCUCAGCAGUUUGGACGGCUGUAAACUCUACAGCUGAUUUUCUUUGACUGAUUUGGAUCCAUGCGUUUUCCCAAGGAUUGUAGCUCAAAGUUCAUGUUUUUUUUUUUUACUUUUUCUAAAGCUUUAAUUGUUUCUCUUGCAAGGAUAGGAGUUAAGACCAUCAUAUUUUUGACCUUAGGUUAAAGAACCUGACCUAUUGAAACUCAGCUGGAUCUAAAAACAUGUCACAGACUCAUGUUCGACUCAAGGUGAUACUGUGUAUCCACUUCUGAAUUCUGUGCCUGACAAGUGAAAUGAAGUGAAUCAUAUAUGUUUGAAACGGCUGUAUAUGUGUUUGUGCUGUGAUUUUAUUUAUUUAUUUUUUUUGAAUGGUCUUAAGUUAAAGUCUGAAAUCAGUCUAUCUGCUUUAACGUAAAAUGGUUGCACCUGAAAAUCAGAUCUAAAUUCAAGAACGCUCAAUAGUACAUGAGCCAACAACAGAAACGCAAUGAACCGUUUUUAUUUUUUCAUGUCGGAAAGGAUCAGAAGGAAGGUUAUCUGUAAGAAUUUCAGCCUCAACGAACUUGCUGUUCUACUGAAUGUGCAAUAGGGCAAUAAACGUGUUCUUCAUAGUGCAUGCAUAUAAAUGGUAGUGAUAGUAUGUAGCAGUGCAUCAGUAUUACUGUCCAGCACAGACCUUCACUGCUUUAUUUCAACAGAUCCAGUCAGAGAAUCGUCUGAAUACCAGCAAAUGCUUCUCCUCUUCUUCCUGUUCACUAUCUGCUGCAGUGUUCUGCUCAAGUUCUAUUUAAUUUCUCCAGAGUGGUUGAAAGAAGGGAUUUGUGUUCAGGUGUGCGGCUGCUACAAGUGCAUGUUCUUGUCCAGUGCUUGCAGGGCUAAUUUUUGCUCAGUUAAUUAAAAGAAAUCCUCCUAAGUUUGUUAUAAAACACUUUUUUGAUGAAGUCUUAGUUUGUAUGGAAGUAGAAAAAGCUUUUUUUUUUUUUUUUUUUUUUCUGUGAACUAUUUUUAUUCCCGUAUUAACAUUGAAUUUUUUGACCAGAAACUGGUGCAAUGUACUGUAGGUAAACUGAUCUUUUUUCAUAUCUAUUACAGCUGACUUAAGGGGGUAAAAGUUUUAGACUGAAAACAAGUCAUGAAGGCAAUGAUUGGCUCCUAACAUCUGUCUUUUGUCUGCUUUGAGCAAAACUAACCCAGACGAUGUUUUACUAUUCAGAAGAACCAUAGCAUGUGUAUUAAAGGCCUUAUUAGUCCGUGGCUUCGUUCUAUGCUCAGAUGUGCCUUGUUGUUCAUCCUCUUCUGCUCUUAUAAGUGCAAAUUCUAAUAUGACAGAGAAUCUCAGAAUUAGUAUGGAUUAUUGAUUAGCGGUUGUCUUUUUGGCUUGUUUUCUGGUCAUGAAAUGAAGGGUUUUGAUGGUCUGUCAACAGUUUGUUAUAAAAUGCCUCUUGCAUCCUGUUUUGAUAAAACAGACAAAACAUAUUGGCUAAUGUCUUCAGCUCAGCCAUUAGUUCAUUCCUACUGAAUUAAUUUGUGUUUUUGUUAAGUUUCAAUUUGAACAUUUUUGUUUCUGAAACCAUUUUUUUUUUUUUUUUAAAUAGUGUUUGAGAAUCAGCAGAUCUCACUAAAGUGGAACCUAAUGCUGCCAUUUUGGAUGUGUGACUGUAUGAAAUGAAUUGAUCUAUAUGUGUGCUUGUCCUCAUGUCUUUUUCAGUGAUUAUCUUAUUUGUAUUUAUGGAGACCUGUCGAUAAAUCAGAGCUGCUUCCAUUGUUCUGUUUUCAUCCACAGAAAACUAAUUUAUAUCCUUGCCUGACAUUAUAAUGAAGAGCAGUGGGCUAACUCGCAUUAUGCACUGUAAAAUCGAAGUACCUGAAGGGAUUACAGUCAUGCUCAGACAUUUAGCUUCAGUUUGACCCAGUUUUCAAUGAAAAUCAAAACAUUUUCAAGAUGCUACCUCUUUCUCCUGCAUCCUCAGCUCCUCUAAUAUGGAUAUUACCUAAGAUAUUUCCUUUUUCAUACCAAAAUGACCCAAACAAAACACAAUAGGUGUUUAUUCAGCUCUUGCACACUCAUUAAAUACCUGUUGCUUCUAUUUCUUACCCUGAUCUGCUGUAUGUACACGAAUCAAGUACAGACAAGUGGAUUUCACUCUAAGUAGCUAUCCUUGCUUCAAUCAGGAUCAAGUUAUGAGGAAAGGAAAUCAUUUCAACAUACAGCGCCUUUUUCUCUGCUUAACCAAUGCGUGUGUUGUUUUUUUUCUCUGGUCUGGCAGUUAUGUAGCAUGUACCUGAAUCCCUCAUCAAAGACUGGCUGUGUUUCUGUCAACAAUGUCUAUUUUUGCCCUUUCUGCCUUUUUUUGGAAUGUCAUCAACAUGCUGACUUUGUAAUAAACAAAAUAUUUGACUUUUGAA
Messenger RNA from Sphaeramia orbicularis (orbiculate cardinalfish), 5511 nucleotides. It is a transcript of the gene mapkapk5, whose product is annotated as MAPK activated protein kinase 5. Gene Ontology annotation, molecular function: protein kinase activity; ATP binding. Gene Ontology annotation, biological process: protein phosphorylation. Bases 966 to 2381 code for a protein of 471 amino acids. The record is from RefSeq and is a predicted model, not a curated record. The transcript has 14 exons. Lineage: Eukaryota; Metazoa; Chordata; Actinopteri; Kurtiformes; Apogonidae.